Molecule: messenger RNA, 3133 nt
Organism: Apus apus (common swift)
Lineage: Eukaryota; Metazoa; Chordata; Aves; Apodiformes; Apodidae
Gene: MARCO
Product: macrophage receptor with collagenous structure
Exons: 15
Coding region: 133-1578 (481 amino acids)
Cellular component (GO): membrane
Source: RefSeq, a predicted model, not a curated record
AACUGAGCAGAUAGGAAAAGCAUAUCAGAAAGCAUAUCAAAUCAGGAGGCAGAGAGAAAGCUGGUUAUCGCCCUUCAGUUCUUUAUGGUCCAUAAUCUGACAAGGCUUUAGGUUAAGCACAAGAGAUUUGUCAUGAAAAAUAAAGACACAUGCUCGGAAGAUGGAAAUUCAAGCAACAUGAACACUUUCAGUAUUUCAGACAAGAUUGGGUUUGCCUCAGCUGCUACUACAACCUUCCAAAUAAGUGAGCCUCAAGGCCGAAGAAAGCCAUCGGCAUGCUGUGCUCGGGCAACCCUCACCAUCUACCUGCUGCUGCUGACGGCCAGUCAGGGGCUGCUGGCAUACCAAGUGUUUAAGAUGAAGAGAGAGAUACUGAAAUUUCAAGAACAACAUGCCCCUUAUACAGAAGAGAUUCUGAAAAGCUCCUUUGCCAACAAGCUGGUUUUGGGGAGAAACUCUACAGAGAUACAUUUGGGACACGAAGACAACUGGAGAAGAAGCUUAGAAGAGGAAAUCACCAUAAUUAAAAGCAGCAAUGCAAACCUGAUGAUGAUGAUGAACAACAUCAGCCUGGUUGCAGGGCCUCCUGGACGCAAAGGAGAUCCUGGUCCCCCAGGGCUACAGGGGCCACAGGGGACAAAGGGAGACCAAGGAAUCCAAGGCAUACAGGGGCUACAGGGAGCAAAGGGCAGCAAAGGAGAUCUUGGUCCUGCUGGCAGAAGUGGUGAGCCAGGAACCAGAGGAGAAAAAGGAGAGGUGGGGCUUGCAGGUCCCCAAGGACAGAAAGGUGAAAUGGGCAAGAAGGGAGACCCCGGGGCCCCUGGGCUGAUGGGUCCUCAAGGAGAGAGGGGAUUACCAGGAGUGAUGGGUGUCCCUGGUAUUGUGGGGGUACCUGGACCACCUGGGCAGAAAGGAGAGGCAGGUGUCACCGGACCAGCUGGACCCAAGGGAAAUGCCGGCCUGGAGGGGAGACCUGGUCAGAAGGGGGAGAAGGGGGAUCACGGGCCCCGUGGUAGCCCAGGAAUACCAGGCACGGGGGGACUCAGAGGUGAAAAGGGAGACAAAGGAGAAGGAGGUCUUCCAGGGCAAAUGGGAACAAAGGGAGCCCAGGGCCCACCAGGCAUUCCAGGCCUAUCUGGUCAAAAAGGAAGCAAGGGUGAUUCUGGCAGUCAGGGUCCAAAAGGUUAUCCGGGACCAAAAGGAGCCAAGGGAGAGCGUGGAUUGCCUGGUUCCCCAGGAACAAAAGGGAGCAAAGGUGAAAAAGGAACAGGAAGCUUCAGUAAUGUGAUACGAAUCACAGGAGGGGGCACGAGGGGCCGUGUGGAAAUUUUUAACCAAGGGACCUGGGGAACAAUAUGUGAUGAUGGCUGGGACCUCAAAGAUGCCACCGUGGUCUGCCGAAUGCUGGGGUACACCCGUGCCAUCUCCGCCUUCACAGCCGCAUCAGGCACUGGACGAAUUUGGCUGGAUGAUGUGAACUGCAGAGGGGAUGAACAGUCAAUUUAUGAGUGUGAAAAGCCUGCCUGGGGUGUGAACAACUGCUCCCACAACGAGGAUGCUGGGCUGGAGUGUAUCUAAUGGGACACAAGGGCUGCCCUGGGAGCUGCUGCCCACCUCUGUUCUCUAUGGGGCUCUUCUUCAUAAUGUGAACCCUAUUUCAUCAGUCUGUGCUUAUUGUUUCUUUACCAAGUCAUAAAAAUAUUGACAAAGAAAGUUGAAUUUUCCACGAAUAGGUAGCAGUUGCAAGACCCAAAGGUAACCUGAAACAUCCCAGCUGUCAUGAAGCAACUGGAGCUCAGGCACAUGAGCCAGUCCACAGAUUUUUCCAGCUACCUGCUAUCAGCUCAUCUGCCAUUGCUCACACAUGUGUGACCUCCAAGUCCACAGGGGAGGAGAGAUGGUCCCCUCUAGCUUGGUGCAGUAAGAGAGAAUAGGAUCAGUGUGCAGAAAUGGGCAGUUACUGCAGCUGAGCUGGCUGGUCCGUAUUCAGCACAGUACAGCUGUGAAUCUGAGCCUAAAACCUCCAGUGAAGUGCAUGCAUCCAAGACAGCAGAUGCUCAGAAAUCAUCAGAUGAUCUCUCUGGCAUGCAAAUAUAGAUGUUCUCAGAAAUUACGCUGAUCACAGGUUAAAGCGCAAACAUAAGUGCCUGGGAUCUAGGUGCCAUACUAUCCUGGUUUAGCACAGACCUUGUUUUUGACCUUGGCCAAGUCCCCUGCCUUCUCUGUCAGUGUUUCCUACCCUGUCCCCAGGGGCAAUACCCUUUGCCUUAUCUGGUGUGUAAAGCUAAGUGUUUCACAUCUUUAGAAAUGAGAUGCUCCAGUAAAGAAGAGCGAUGCUGAAUAAAAGCAAUAAUGGGUAAGUGUCAGCCAAUUAAACUUCCAGAGCAGAAAUACAGGCCCCAAACUACAGGCUCCUAACUUAACUGAAAUUCUUACAUGUAUCUGAAAUACUAACUUAAAGGCUUCUCUUUCUUAAGGCCCAAAUCUUCUCCUUCUUCACCAGGGUGGCAGGUUACAAACAUUUUCUGGACAUGCAGCUUGGCACAUGCCAACCACCUGCUUGUGAGCACUUGAUUUAAAAUGCCAGAAAUGUAUGUAAGCAACCCCACAACUCUGCUUAGUCAUCAUUGCAUUUGUCUACACAUUUUGAAACUUGUUUUAGUGCUUAGAAAUUCAGAUAUAAGUGGAAAAAAUUAGCAGUUUGCGACAAAGCUCAUCACCAUUUUGAACUGGAGGAAAUGUUUGUUACGGGGUUUCAGGCCUUAGGAAAGAAGUCUGGAAAAUCCCCAGUUUUCCACUACCCACUCAGAUGCCUUUGACAGCAGGAAAAUUAAGGGAGAGGCUUCCCAUUCCUGGCUCUGGUUUAGAGGGGGCAAGGAGCACCUGCCACAACCCAUGGGUGAAACCUGGUGAAUGCCAACUAUGAAAUAGUUGGUGGAUAGUGGCUUAUCUGCACGAGAAGUGACAGAAGCUUUCUGUUGUGGUAGCUCACAGUGUGCUGAGCACGGGCACGUGGGCUGCCACGGCUUCUGCUGGGCUCCCACGGGCAGCCCUGAACCUGCGUGGGUUUCCCCUGCUUUCUGUGUGUGGCAGUUUGCAAAGUUUCUAAACAAAAUAAAGGAUUGGCGAGCUA